Molecule: messenger RNA, 4660 nt
Organism: Thalassophryne amazonica
Lineage: Eukaryota; Metazoa; Chordata; Actinopteri; Batrachoidiformes; Batrachoididae
Product: SH3 and cysteine-rich domain-containing protein 2-like
Exons: 16
Coding region: 3092-4324 (410 amino acids)
Biological process (GO): positive regulation of voltage-gated calcium channel activity; skeletal muscle contraction; positive regulation of protein localization to plasma membrane
Cellular component (GO): extrinsic component of cytoplasmic side of plasma membrane
Molecular function (GO): protein binding
Source: RefSeq, a predicted model, not a curated record
UGUUGAACCUGUAAAUUGAUUGAUAGUUUUGUUGCUCUGAACGUGUGCCGCCUGUGCGUGAAUAUUAACAAACCACACACACAAACACUUGUUACUUGCAUGUCCUAAUAAAGUCCUGGAAUCCAAAGGCUGUGGAUAAGACUUCAUUUCAAGUCUCCAGUACCUUCUGACAGAGGAUAGGAAUAUCCAGCUCGCCCACUCAAGGUUCUUGAAAUGAAGCAAGAUCUCCACCUGUUGGACAUUUACUACAGGGAAUCAAACCUAUGUGACCAAGGAUCUUCUGGUCACAAGCCUGCCUCUCAACCUAAUGACCACUGUUAGUUUGGAAAUCCACUUUGGCUGACCUGGUAGAACCUCGGUCUCAAGUACGAGCGAUCUGGUGUUCAAACCCCACUGUGACCAUGGCCACAAAGAUAAGUCAUGCGCUUAUGGUCAUAAUACCCAAUGCCAGCCACUGCUAUUGCCCGGACCUUGGAGAAAAUAUAGUUUUAUUCCUCUAAUUGUUCAUUUGUCUUGCUUAUGAUUUGCUAAUUAUCAGCCAGUUGUACUGUUAUCGCUUGGGCAGGAAGCGGAAAUCAUUAGUCGACAGUGUCAUUUCUUUUCUUCGAGGUCUAUACUUAGCUCAGUGUGAUACUUGGAUGCCGUACUGUAGCUCAGCUUUCAGUAACUGACUGUUACUGAAAGAAAAAAAUAAACAGGCUACAUUUGGAAAUCAAACAGGGAGGGAAAAAUACCUGGAGCAUGCAUGAAAUCUUAUUGUUUUAUGUGGAGAUAUGGCUCAUCUGGUACAAACACAAUCAGCAAGAGGAGCUGUCCAUGGUGCUGAUUCAGCUUCUUCUGCAUGAGUGUAGUGUGUGUAGAGUCUGUUCAGUCACGUGACUCUCAGAGGAGGCGCUAUUUUGCAGGUAGUCUUAAUUUAGAUAAUUUUGCAGUAAUGUGUGUUAUAAUUUUACCCACUUCUAAAUAAAUUUCAGCAGAAGUAUUAAAGUUAUAAUGGAUGUUGAUCCCAUAGAUUGAAUCGUCAGUGUUUACUUAUGAUGCUUCAAAGAGUGGGUUCUUAAUGUUUUAAAUCAGGCAGCAGAUCAAAAAUGUGUUAAAAUUGAGAAGCUAAACACCAUAACAUGCCAAAGCUCUAAUUUAAGACAAAAUAAGGGCAUUACUCUGAACUAGAUGGAAAAACUCAGAGAUCUUAAACUUGAUUACAUCUUCCAGUCCCACAGAGGUGGGUUUUGAAACUUGACCUGAAAUUAUGUCUUCGUGACAUCAUAAUCUAGGCCAAGUUAAAUAAAAAUUUUGAGUGUCACUACAUGCAUAGAAAUGUUUGAUGUCAUAAAGCCGGUUGAUGAAGUGUAGCGCAAAUUCUCCCAGAAGACUUACAAUCAGCUAAUCAUCUUCAGCCACAUGCACAAUCCUAAAUACAUGCCACCAUUAACAAUCGCCGCAAACCAUUCGGACGUAGGCAUGUCCUUUAAAAGCAUCCACGUCUCAUGAAGACUCUCGCUGUUUUUUAUUUUCAGUUUCCCGCCUGGUGCUCCCUCCGCCACCCCACCGCCACCAGUUGGUGCUUGUCUGCCAAUGGGUAUGGACUUCACCCCCUGUCUCCUCCAUCAGCAGGACUCAAUAUCAUCUCGGCUCAUUCCACCACAGCGACGGGGCCUGAGCCCAAACCAGUUCCCCGCCUGACGCUCCCUCCGCCGCCCCACCGCCACCAGUUGGUGCUUGUCUGUCGUUGGGGAGGGACUUCACCCCCUGUCUCCUCCAUCAGCAGGACUCAAUAUCAUCUCGGCUCAUUCCACGACAGCGACGGGGCCUGAGGCCAAACCAAGUUUAUAAUGCUGUACUCGCUUAUAUAAUCAAUCAUUUUUGAGUCAAGAGAUGUGGAUCUGCCUCAGAGUUUGAACAGUUCUUCCAAGUGUUGAGAUACACCUCUUCCUUACAUAUGGUGAAAUCUGUAAUCUACUUUUUGAGUUAUCUUGCAUAUAUAACACACAGAUGACAGGGGCUACCACAUUACACCCACCCUCUUCAGUGGGGUGGCAGAAUUAACUGAAGUUGGUCAACCUAUAUAUGACAGAGGACUUACUCUGAUGCUAUACCACCCACUCCUCAGAUAAUGAUGUUCAAGGGCAGAUUAACGGGGCCAUGGGCCCCUUGCUUAUGCAUGCCUGUGAGCCCCUAAAAAUCACAUUGCAAUCUCAGAAUAGUACUGGCUGCAAACAGUCAUAUCAUUUUAAGUAGUUUUUAGAAAUACAAUUGCGUAAAAAUAAUCAUUUUUUUACAGAAGGACCCCAAAACCUUUUUUUUUUUUUUUUUGCCCCUUGGUAUGGUCCUCUGAGGUUCCUCUGGUCCCAUCAUGUUUGGUUAGCAAACAUUUUUUCUGAACUUUUGCUGAGGACCCCGUGAAGUGGGUCUUGAAAAUGAAUGGAUAUAUUCUGAACAUUUUUAACCUACCAUCCCUGGUUCUCAAGACCAGGCACCAAGUGGCUCUACUCUACUCUUUUCUACUCUCCUAUUUUACUCUUCCUUUUCAGAUAUUUAGAUAUACCCUUGUAUACUGGCAUAGUUCCACCUUAGAAUUGGAAUAUAAUAUAUAAGAUAUACCUUACUGAAUUUUCUUGAAGUUAUUACGAGUGGUGCCUAUUAUGUAACACAAGUUGUAUGUCAAAAAGGACCAUCACUGGAGCAAAACACCGGAGGAGCUCCAUCAGCCAAUCACGACGGACUUCAUCGGCGCACGUUUAGUCCUCUGGACCAAUCAGGACGAGCCGAGCGCUUUGUCACGGCGAAAUCAAAGUUGUGGAGGAGCGCGUGAGUGCGCGCGAGGGGAUGAGUGGCCGCCGGUGGAUCAAAGGAGCGUGACGGCGACGGCGGCAGUGCAGAAAAGCGGAUAAAAGAAGCGCCUGUAUUCUGCCGCGGGACAUUUUCAUGUCCACGCAGGUUUAAUUAAUUACCCCCAGGAGGCUUAUUUUGACGCAAAGGUUCGUACCCGAAAAUUUAAAGCGCUUGUAUCAAACAGACCCCUGCGGACGAAACAUGACUCGAGAGUGAAGAAAAGCUUCAGUGGAUAAGAGCGGCUGUCGCAAUAACCGACAUGACGGAAAUUAAGGAGGAGAACGAACCACAGACCCGGGACCUUCGUCGCCAGCACACCACCAUCCCCACCCCGCACGAAUCCAAGCUGCAGCGGCUGAAGCGCUCCCUGUCAUUGAAAUCAGUCAUGCGCAGCAAGAGUGUGGACAACUUUUUCCAACGCAACAACAGUGAAGCGUACCCUGCCUCAGCACUCAUUACCGCCCCGCCAUCACCUCCCCCCUUGUCUGACUCACCCCUGGCUUAUGAGCGCUCCCCCUCCCUUUCCCCAUCUAUCAGCCCCAACCUUUCUUUGUCAUCACACUCACCGUCAAUCAGCCCGUCUCCAUCUGUGACCUCCAAAACCCAACCAAAGUCUCAGGCCCAACCAGUGCAGCCAGUUAAAACCCACUGUUUCCAGGAGCAUGUCUUCCGCAGGCCUACCACCUGCCACCGAUGCAAACACCCAAUUCAAGGAAACUCUAAGCAGGGUCUGCGUUGUAAAGCCUGUAAAUUGGCGGCUCACCUCUGGUGCUCUUCGGAACUUUCCCAGCAGCCCUGUAUGGGUAAGUCCGGAGCCUUUAAGCGUAACUUCAGCUCUCCUCUGAUACCGAUCGAUGCACUGAGUGUCGUCAGACAAGCUUCUGCUGCACAGGAGGUCGACCAUGGCAAUGUUGACCCCGUGUAUGAAGCACUGCGUUACGGGACAUCGUUGGCUCAGAUGAGUCGUUCCAGCUUUAGCAGCAUCUCAGAGUCCCCCUGUCACGAGGAAGAAAAACAACCAGAGAAACUGGAGACACAGCCUAUAGCUGAAGAGGAACACAUCCCAGGAAUGCUCACCCCUCCUGAAAGUGAGAAGGCUGAUUCAGAAGACAGGACUCCUAAGCGGGUGGAGGUUCACUCCAUCCACACAUAUGUGGCUCUCUACAAGUUCUUGCCUCAAGAAAAGAACGACUUGGAACUACAGCCUGGUGACAGAAUUCAAGUUACAGACGACUCAAAUGAGGACUGGUGGAAGGGGAAAUGCAGGGACAAGGUGGGAUUUUUCCCAGCCAACUUUGUGCAGCGUGUCCGCCCUGGUGAGCAAAUAUGGAAGGUCACUUCUGGCUUCUGUGGUAACCGAGACAAAGGCCAAAUGACUGUGAAACAAGCCCAGAUCUGCGUGGGGAAAAAUGAGGAGAUUGACGGCUUCCUUCGGCUGAGCAGCGGGAAGAAAAGGGGCUUGGUCCCUGUAAAGUGUCUGCUUGAAAUAUGAAGGGACUGGAGCACACAGCUUCAUGUGAACAACGGCAGAGGCAUACUUAGGACCGUGUACCCAACGCGCUACCCACCUCCACCCCUACAAUCAAUGGUUGUCAAUCUAAUUGCUGGAGUGGGCGAUGUUGGCAUGGCUGGGCGCACCACUUGGCUUUUAACACAGAAAGUUUUAACAUUUUAAUAGUUAAAGGACUUUGAGCUACUUUUCUUGUAGCACAAUUUCACACUCAGAUGUAGCAUAAUACUGAUGGUGUGCAGCACGUCUGGCUACCUCACACAUCAUCUCCACCGGUCGUCUGUCCGCUUUAAUCGUGAGGAAAGAAGGAAGAAGCUG